Cheilinus undulatus (humphead wrasse) is the source of this 5047-nucleotide messenger RNA. RefSeq names its product transmembrane and coiled-coil domain family 3 (gene tmcc3). The record is from RefSeq and is a predicted model, not a curated record. Lineage: Eukaryota; Metazoa; Chordata; Actinopteri; Labriformes; Labridae. The transcript is spliced from 5 exons. The coding region runs from base 224 to 1612 and encodes 462 amino acids. Gene Ontology annotation, cellular component: endomembrane system.
GAGAGGCGCACCGUCGUCGGUCCAGUGUCCCAUAGCGGAGUGGCAGAAAGCGGAGGGAGCCGUGAUGGCAUGAGCAGAACGGACGAUGUUAACGGCCAACUUUCCGCGCGAGGAGAACGAAACGGAGGAUCCAGUUUGAGUCCAGAGAUUAUGCCCGGAGCUGGUGGUGCUGCUGUGGAGAAAAGUUUAACAGAAGUAGGGACACACCAGCGGGAGUAAAAACAUGGCAGAACGCAGCAGUUGCGAUGUCCUCAGCAUCCCGGUGCCCAUCCGUCGCGGCGGCUCAGAGUCCAACCUGGACGUGGUGGACAGCAUUGGAGACGAUGGAGUCGGCCUCGAUUUCAACAAAGGAGCGCUGGGCAUCGACAGCCUGCAGCAGAAGAUCCUCAAGGUGACAGAGAAGAUCAAGGUGGAGCAGACGGCUCGGGAUGAGAAUGUGGCCGAGUACCUGAAGCUGGUGAACAAUGCCGACAAGCAGCAGCAGGCUCGAAUACGUCAGGUGUUUGAAAAGAAGAACCAGAAGUCAGCUCACACCAUCGCCAGGCUGCAGAGGAAGCGGGAGCAGUACUACCGCCGUAUGAAGGACAGCGAGGCCAACGGGAAACACAGCCACAAAGAUGGUAGUAGCAAAGACUCUGGGACUCACAGCAAGGAGGGCAGCCUGAAGGACGUCAGCGCCACAGGGAGACACCCUGCUCUGGAUAAAGUGAAGACUAUAGGGCCCGGUGUGUCGCUCUCCCCACCGUUCUUCUUCAACAAAUCACGGGAGUUUGCAAACCUCAUUAGGAACAAAUUUGGCAGCGCUGAUAACAUCGCCCACCUUAAAAGCUCCAUGGAGUCAGGGUCAGGGCUACAGGCAGAAGGCGGGGCGAGAGGUCUGAGCGGGAGUGCCACAACAGUAGCCAAAGCAACAAAGUACCAGAGCGACGACGAGUGCUCUACGGGGACUUCGGCGUCCGCUGACUCUAAUGGAAACCUGGCCGGAGGCUCAGGGGCAGGGUCUGGAGGUCCAGGGAGAUCAGAGUCUAACGGGAGGCUGGGGGAGGUUCUGGACAUGGUGAGGGACAUCAGAGAAGCUCAGGCUCAGCUGGCCGAGGACAUGGAGACUCUGAGCACACAGUUCAAACGAGACUACAGCUACUUCACCCAGGUGAUACAAGAGGAGAGAUACAGGUAUGAGCGGUUGGAGGAUCAGUUAAACGACCUGACAGAGCUGCACCAGCAUGAGACCAGUAACCUGAAGCAGGAGCUGGCCAGUAUUGAGGAGAAGGUGGCAUACCAGGCCUACGAGAGGGCAAGGGACAUACAGGAGGUCCUGGAGUCGUGUCAGACUCGAGUCUCAAAGCUUGAGCUCCAGCAGCAGCAACAACAGACGGUUCAGGUAGAAAACACAGACGCCAAGGUGCUGCUGGGGAAAUGCAUCAACAUCAUGCUGGCCAUCGUCACGGUGAUACUCGUGUGUGUUUCCACGGCGGCAAAGUUCACUGCCCCUUUGCUGCGUAGCCGCCUCCACCUGGCGCUCACCUGUGUGGGCGUUUCUGUGCUAGCGCUGCUGUGGAAGAACUGGGAACAUUUACAGUGUGCUUUGGAACGAUUAGUCCUCCCUCACUGAUCGACUAGACUAAUAAACUCGGACCCCUCCCCAAAAUCCAUGACGGUGUCUGUUAUGUUUGUUACAUGUAGCCUUAAACCAGCCCCCGUCUCCUGAUGAUCUUAGGCUCCAUGGUGACUGAUUUAUGGCUCUGCAUGUCUAAAAGGGGUCCACGCAAAUCCACAAAGCCUUUUCUGAGAACGCUGGCCGCAGUGAUUCAACACAACACACGUAAGCUGAUAUCACAACUGAACAAACCUCUACAACGUGCUGUCUACUACACUGAAAUAUACAUGGCACAGCGCUGCCAUAGCAGAGUAUCACUACAGUCCAAAGUAUCAGACUAAUGAGAGAUAAAUCAGCUGGGAUCGAUCACAUGGCUGCAUUAUUAUCAGCUUUUGGACUCAUUGGAGAGUUCUGGCUGCACAACAGACACUAAAACCUAAAUAUAGAGGAGUGGGCAUGAAAACACGCUGAUUUAUCCUGUCCUUAAAGGGAAGUGUGUUAUAGCAACACCUACAAACAAACAAACAGUUGAUCCAUCUUGAAUCUGCACAGUUUGCCUCCUCUAACACCAGCCAGCUGACGCGUCCACCUGAAGGUUGAUUUGUACCGUGUUCUCUUCUGUAUUUAUGUGAUCUUUUUCUCGUCGGUGUCUCACUCAGACGGUUUUGACACUGUUGUUUUCAAUCAUUUGUUUCUGUGUGAGUGUUCAUGUGUUAUUUGCCUGCUUGUGUGCGUCUACAAUGUGUUCUAAAGAAGUGGUUUCACGUUUAGUGAAGUAUUUGCUUUAUUGAUCAGAGUUUGGUGAUUUUCUGUACAUCUUUUAAAAAGCUUUUAGGUUGGUUGCCAUAGCUUAGCAUAAAGACUGGAAACAAAGGGAAACUGUUAGCAUGACUCCAUCUGUAAAGAUCACACUUUCAGAAACUUGAAAACUCACCAAAUAAUUUGCUAUAGACAUUUUCAAAUCUGUACAAAAUGAUGUAGGGUAAAAAACAGGGAUACACAAUAUUCAAUUUUUGGUUUGAUUAUCGCAGUCCACUAUUGUUAGAUGCCACCCCUUUUAGAAAGAAAGGGACUUAUUUUUCAUUUUAGCUUUAUUCACGAACAAAGUCUGACAGUUACAUUAAUAAAAUAACCACUCUGCAUUUAUGACAGACUAAGAAACCUUUUAAAGCUAUAACAGAAAAACGAUCUGAUGUCUAAUCCAUGAUUUAAUUAUGUAUAGACUCUUUUAAGAAGUAGUUGUGCAAAUGUUGGGUCACUUUAGCUUUAUUAGCUUUAGCUUAAGCUAACACCACUAGCUACAUUGUUAGCAUUACUAUGUAAGCCAGUGUAGUUGCAUAGCUUAAGCUAAAGCAAAUGGAAAAAAGUGAGCCACUGCUUCCAUAACUACUGUUAAAAUGGUCUAGCUUCAACAAACAAAUAAUGUAGCAAAGCUGACGAAGCUUUGUUUGCUUUCCUACCUUAGUUAUGUGCUACGUUAUCUACAUAGCUUAUGUAUCUAACGUUGCUUUUUUUAGCUUUAGAUUUAGCUACAUUAGUUGCGUAGAUACAUAACUUACGUGGCUUAUGUAGCUAAUGUACCUUUGUUAGCUUUAGAUUUAGCUAAUUUAGUUAUGUAUGUUAAAUUCUAUAGCUACGUUACUUAUGUCGCUUACAUGACUCCAUAUGCUUUAGAUAUAGCCAGUGUAGUUAUGUAGCUAUGUUAGCUAUGUAGCUUACAUAGCUAACAUAGCUUCAUUAAUAUAGCUAUGUUAGCUAUGUGUCUAAGUUACCCAUGUAGCUAACGUAGCUUUGUUAAUUUUAUCCUUGAGCUAGCUUUGAGUGUUUUCAGAGAAUAGAAGCUUUUUCCUGUCAGCAGACUGUUUGUUUGGCUUUAUUAAAUGUUUAGUAAUCAGGUUUUACAAGUCAGGUUUUUUGCUUUUAAUUUACGGUAUCCUAACCCUUAUCCUUCCUGAAGUUUUCUCGAUUUUAUUUUGAAAGCUUCAGUGUGUAUUUCUGUUCUUGCAGAGGCGGAGUCUCACUGUAGUAGUCUGCAGGGAUCUGGCAUCUGCAGCCAGACUGUUUAAGCUAAAACUCUCUGAAUUCAUAUUUACAGCAGAUGUAUCAGUUUUUAAUAUUGACAGAGACUUUCAUAUCUGCCAAGACCAAUAGUUAACUUCCACACCUCACCUGUGAGGAGUUUUUAGGAUUUGAAACAGAUUUGAUCCCCUUUUGAAGUAACAAGGCUGACUGUUUAGCCUUGUUUCCAGUCUUUGUGCUGAGCUAAAUGGUUGUAACUUUUUAUGUAUUCUAAAAGUGCAGAAAAUCAUCAAUCUUCUUUUCUAACUCUCAACUAGAAAGCUUGUGAGCAUUUUCUCCAAAAUGGGCAUCAAGAAGCUUUGAAACUGCCUCCUGUCUUGUUGAUCUGCUUUAUCUGUUUCAUGUUUUUGCUUCUCGUUGCUAUUAGAGAAAAAAACAUUUUGUCUGUGCGUUGACGUGCUUUACUGGGUUCCAAAGACUGCAGCGUUAGCAUGAAGCAGCUAGCAUGUAAACUGUGAGGAAAGUGAUUAGAGAAUCUUGAUUUUUAUUGAACUGCCUUUUCAGCGAGGUGGACAGAACAAAUUAAGAGGUGUGAGUGAAGCCUUUGAUUUUGUGCUGCAUUCAGAUCUUGUGGGAAUAACAAACACCGCUGAAUGCUCACAGUGCUGACUUGAAAUCUGUUUAAACCUGUUUUAGAUCAUUACUGCUGCUACGUUUAAUUUCCUCACAACAAUUCCUUUCAGCCUUCUCAUUUCUGACUCAAACAGUGACUCGCUGUAGAUCAAACUAGCACAAGGAGUCUUGCCCUUUCAUCACAUUAAAGAUUGUGAAUUUAAUGAAGAUUGUUGCUUUUAAGGGUUGUUAAAGUUGAAGUUGCACAAAAACACUUAAUUGUCACUAAUCUUGAACUUAUUUGACCUGUUCUCUGGUGUCCCAGUGUUAAAGGUUUUCAGAAUUUUAAAUAUUUUGACCCAGUGUUUUUUAAACACAUUUUUUUUGUUAUUUUACUGAACAUUAGUAUUUAAAAGUGCAGAGGCUUUUAACUAAUAUUUUCCUUGUUUUUUUCUUAAUAACAGAUGAGUAGAAUGUUGUGUUAACCUUGACAUGUUUCAGCUGCUAAGUUCCUACAGUCUUCCUCAGAAGAGUCAUGUGAUGUUUCUGUGCGUGUCUAAUCAGCUGAUUUUGUGCAGGUUUGGUCAUCCUGUCUUGACUGACAAGAGAGGAUGCCCGCUGCUGUCUGCCAGCUACUUCCAGCUUCUUAGGUGUGGGGCAACAUAGAAGCCCCCUCGACCCUGUUCAUAGUCCUGGUCUGAUUCUGAAUCAUGAUGGCUUCCCUGAUCCAUCAGUGGUGCUUGUUGCUCUGUGUCAUUUUCCUAGUCUGAGCAGGGACAAGGGGGCUUUUAUGUUGCCCCACACCUGGGAUGCUGCCCU